GCGGAAAUCGUGUCGAUGUCAAAGAAAUGUCAAAUUGUGCCGACCACGGCGACAUCUGCCGUCUAAAAGUUGGCAUGCAUGGUUCGCACGCAAGAGUUAUGAAGGAAAUUGGCUUUCGCAAUAUCAACGAAAUUCCUGAAAUACAAAUAUUUUAGAAACUUUUUAAGGCGCAAAUUAGAGAAUUUAUAAGCCCUCUAUACCAAUAUCGAGCAACAAUGUAACAAUUUUAACAUUGUUUACCAUAUUCGUUAUGUAUAAAUUGGAUUCAAUGGAAGGUCAAUCCGACGAUCAGAUGACGCCAUAAUCAAUUGAGAUCACUUUGACAGUUUUUUUCUUUGCCUCUCCUCCACACAUCCUUUUGGCAGUAUUCGUAUAAUUUUAAUUAGGAUCAAUUGAUUUGCUCUGCUUAUGCACUGAUUUGAUUGCAAUAAAAUGUUCUUAAUGAAAAGGUAGACAUAAUUGUAGUGAAAUUUUUGGCAAAACAAAUAUGAUGGAUUUUGUGUGCAGGUGAAUGCAGUGCCACCAUUUUUAUUUUUCGUGUUUAUUUUGUGAUCGACAUUUGGUGUUUGAUUUGAGAGCAGAUAUACCGAAUGCCUGAAUUAUCGCUCUGGAUCCUUUUUGAUGCACAAAUUGUGAAAUUUCUAACAUAAAAGUUUGUGCGUAGUGAUUUUGUUAUGCGGGGGUGAAACACGUAAUAGAUAUUUUGGCAUUUUGCGGCUGUUGGUGCUAAUGGCUGGUCACGGUUGCAUAGGUGUUGGUGGGGGUGGUGGUGGCGGAGGAGUUGGAAUUAGUGUGGGCGUAACAAGUGGUAGCGGUGGAAGUACGGGUGGCUUAAAUUCAAGCCCGACCACCCAUGCUGUGGUCGUAUGGGAAUAUGAGUUUGGGACUGGCAAAUGGUUACCCUACGGUCCAGAUGUAUCUCAGCACUUGGAGCGUGCGCAUGCUAAAAAGCUAACUCGAGUACUCUUGAGUGAUGCUGAUCCACAACUUGAGCAAUAUUAUGUUAAUAUACGUACUAUGACUCAAGAGUUGGAAGAAGACACUGGGUUUUCCACGAUCAGUGUUCGCCGCAUGUUUUAUGCACCCAGUUCACCGCCUGGAAAGGGUACAAAAUGGGAGCGGUUGGGUAGCGCAGGUCCGGGUGAUUGGCACCCAUUCAACAUGCAUUUACAGUGCAUUAUCGAGGAUGCCUGGUCUAAGGGAGAACAACGAUUGGAUUUGUGCAAUACAAGGCUCAGUGCGCCAUAUAUAAUAAACUUUUGCAACUUAACACAAAUACGCCAGCCGAAUGGACCAAUUCGUAGUAUCCGUCGUACUCAACAGGCACCCUACCCUCUCGUCAAAUUGACGCCACAACAAGCACAGCAACUAAAUGUAAAUUUCUAUAACGAUUUUUGUGUGAAGCGAAAUAACACAUUACCCAAAUCAUCUGCGAAAAUUGCUGACACAAAGCAACUGCAGCAGCGAAUGGCAUCGCAUACUAAUGGUCUACCAACAACUACGAUGUCACAUGCAAGCCGGCAACCUCAGCCGUUACCAGCAAUGGCAUCACUACCCAGUCAGCAUCUAUCACAUGGCCAUCAUCAGCAGCAACAACUUCACCAUCCUCAGAGCAACACUCACCUGCAAACAAAUGCGCAUGCGCAUUUACAACAUCGCAACAACAACAGCAAAUCUCAUAAAAAGAAUAGUGAAAUUUCCACUACAAAUUUGCGGCAUAUCCUAAACAAUCUCAACAUAUUUGGCAGCAGUACAAAGAGUAGCAACUCGCAUUUGAAUAAUAAUGCUACUAUGAACCAUGUGGGGCAUAACCCCAUCGCCUCAUCAUCGAAUCACCUAUCUUUGCAAUUUUCACAUUCGAAAACUCCAUUAACGGCUUCAAUGAAAAGCCACCACAGUCGUUGUUCAGAUGGUUCCUUACAGUCCCAACGUAGUAGUCGUCUAAGUUCACAUCGUUCUCGAUCGCGCACACGCAUUUCUGAUACAGACACAAACAGUAUGAAAUCCAAUAGGCGCCCGAGUGUAGACACCGUUUCCACUUAUUUAUCGCAUGAAAGUAAAGAAAGUCUGCGUAGUCGUAAUUUUGCUAUAUCUGUUAAUGAUUUACUAGACUGUUCGUUAGGAAGCGAUGAGGUCUUUGUGCCAUCGCUGCCGCCCUCCUCUCUGGGUGAACGCGCACCUGCUCCUCCACCAUUGCCGCACCAUGUGAGCUCGUUGAAUUUAGCACCACCAGUUGGUACUGCUGGCGGCUCUGUGACAGUUGUUGCUACGCUUCAUAACACUCAAAAAUCCCAUCAAUCUCAACAGCACCUACUGUCAUCAACACAACAGUCGGCUAUUGCUGGCUCCAUUGUGGGCGUGGAUCCUGCGAGCGAUAUGAUAUCAAGAUUUGUGAAGUUGGCAGAACCGCCGGUGUGGCCCAAUGCGCAGCCGUGCCCCAUGUGCAUGGAAGAACUGAUACAAAACGCACAGAAUCCAACUAUUGCGUUGACGCGCUGUCAGCACCUAAUGCACUUACAAUGUCUAAAUGGCAUGAUCAUUGCGCAGCAGGGUGAUAUGUCAAAGAAUCUUUUCAUUGAGUGCCCGGUGUGUGGCAUUGUUUACGGAGAGAAAGUUGGUAAUCAGCCGAAUGGCACAAUGUCGUGGAGUAUCAUUAGUAAAAGUUUGCCUGGCCACGAAAGUCAGAAUACCAUACAAAUUGUUUACGACAUUGCAUCUGGCGUACAAACCGAGGAGCAUCCCCAUCCAGGCCGUGCAUUCUUCGCUGUGGGCUUUCCACGCGUCUGCUACUUACCUGACUGCCCGCUUGGCCGCAAAGUGCUGCGUUUUCUUAAGAUUGCCUUUGAUAGGCGGCUGCUAUUCUCUAUUGGUCGUUCGGUAACCACAGGACGGGAAGAUGUUGUCAUUUGGAAUAGUGUUGAUCACAAAACUCAAUUCAAUAUGUUCCCAGAUCCCACGUAUUUACAGCGUUGCAUGCAACAGUUAGUACACUUGGGUGUCACUGAUUAAUAUAUGCAGUAUUUAAGACAUACAUAUAUAUUUUUGGUCGCCAACCAGAUAGGUAGAUAAUGAAAGAAAUAUUGAUCUUACAUAUUUUUAGUGCAAAUGUUGAAUACAGUUUGAAGAAUUUAAUUUAAUUUACUUAAAGAAGGAUAUUUUCUAAUUCUCGUUUUUUUUUUAAUUGAUCGGACGUUUUUCAAAUAGCUUAAUUUGAUAAAUAAAUACAAUUGUUGUUAUCCUAUUUUGGGGGAUAUAAAAUAAAAAAAAAACAGUAAACUUUAAACUCAAUUCCUCCAUAUAAAUUUGGCGGUCCGAAAAUUCCAUUCUAAUAUAUUUUUGCGCAACCCCACCAUCCUUCACAUGCAAAGGAGUAUAUAUAUUUAUUAUUCUUUUUAUUAUUUAAUUAAGAGUGCAAUUGGAAAGUGUUUCAAGUAAAAUUACGUUCGAGUUGCUCGAACGUUAAACACCCAAGUGACUGUUAUGUUGCGGCUACUGUUAAAUACGUGUUCAAAUGCGUGAUAGCUGACGAAUUAUAACAAAUGAAUAUUUUUUAUAAGCUUUAAAAGUAUAGAUUUUAGAAAUUUGACGAAACUUCCUUGAAUGUUCUUCCAUUUAUUUUCCAAUAAUUUUAAGUAGAUUUAUUCGCAUAUAUGUAUAAUAUAAGCGCGUUAUGAUAGUGUUUGUUAAAAUACAUAGCAUACAUAUAUUCCAAUUCAUUAUGAAACAUAAUACUAUAUAUUAUAUAUUUAUAGCAAAUUAAUUUGCAUACAUUUUAUAGCAUGUAAGCGAUAUAAAGUUGGAUGAUAAAUAUAGGCAAAAGUUGAUGGAAAUUGUGUGCCACCUUAGACUUACAAACAUACAUACAUACAUACAUACAUAUAUCGGCAAGUUAAAUAAAUGAAUUUACAUUCCUUAUAAUGCUUACUAUAUGGUGCGAUAGUAAGGUUUUUAGCAAUCGCAUACCCCAAUAUUUUCAUAAUUUGGUAAAGCAUAAAGCAUAGACAUUAGUGAUCAUGAUGAUAUGCAAAGCUAAAGAUUCACUAUCGCUUAUCUCAAGUAUUGCCAAACAAAUAAGUUUUCUUUUAUGAAUAGACUAGGUUGUAGUUGUUAAGAAUCUCCCUAUUCUUUAUAGGUGAAGAAUAAAAUAAAUUUUGUGAUUUUACUGCAUGAUUUUUAUCUUUUAGAUUUAAGUGAGAUCUUUGAAAUAUGUAAAUGUUUUAAAUAAUACAUAUUAAGGUAUAUGAAAAUCGAUUGAAAGUGGAACUGACUAGUUAGUUUUAUGAAGAAAUAUUAUAUAUAUAGAUAUAUAGUUACACGACAUAAUCUUAAGCGUAGCUUUCAGUUUGCAAAUAAAGCAGUUUUAUAUGAGAAAUUCGAUUUUAAAUACAAAAUUUUAUAAAAAAACAUUUCAUGUGUAGAAAGGUUCUGCUAACAAGAGUUUUGUACUGCAUUUUUACACAUAAAAAUAAAAAUUAUUAAUCGAAAAAAAAA
Messenger RNA from Ceratitis capitata (Mediterranean fruit fly), 4491 nucleotides. RefSeq names its product protein deltex (gene dx). The transcript has 7 exons. The record is from RefSeq and is a predicted model, not a curated record. Gene Ontology annotation, biological process: Notch signaling pathway; protein ubiquitination. Gene Ontology annotation, cellular component: nucleoplasm. The coding region runs from base 730 to 3009 and encodes 759 amino acids. Gene Ontology annotation, molecular function: ubiquitin protein ligase activity; zinc ion binding. Lineage: Eukaryota; Metazoa; Arthropoda; Insecta; Diptera; Tephritidae.